UACAAGAAGCUAUAGCUCAAACAGCUCCCAAUCUAAUUGGCUGAUAUUGAGUCAGCGCAAACCCUUUAUUUACAUUUUUAAUCUCAAUUAAAAUGGUCUCUCCCAUAACCACCGCCGAGAAUACGCCAUCACCGGCAGCUGCCACUCGCCAGAUCCGAGCCCAACUCAAGUCAAUCCAGCCGCCUCUCUUCGAGCCUGACAAGCCGAAGAGGAAGAAGAAAAAAAGGCCAGCGCCUCCACCGCCGACUCAACCAGCGCCACCACCACCGACUCAACCACCAGCACCUCUCUCUCAACCUCCUCUCUCUCAACCUCCUCUCUCUCAACCUCCUCUCUCUCAACCUCGCAUCAUUCUCUCUGACAACCUGACGACAGAGAUCGAAAAGAGUGUCAGUACUGAGGAACAAUCAGUUGUUGAUCAUGCUAUUGAUCAAAAUGAUCCUUAUGAUGAGGAAACUGAUGCUGAGGAACAACCAGUUGUCGAUCAUGAUGUCCAUCAAAAUGAUCAAGAUGAUGACAAUGAUGUUGAACAACAACUUUCUGAUCAUGAAGGUGAUUUACCUGAUCCUCCUCAGCUUAUCGAACUGAGUGAUCAGAGGCUUCGUUCAGCAAAAGCUGGCGAAGCCGAUUAUCCUGUUGAUAGUUGGCUGAGGCGAGGGUAUGCCUACCAUCCCGGGCUAAAGCGCCGAGUCAUCGGUAAUUUGGUCCAACAGCGUCUAAUUUACUUAGACAAUGAGUUGGACUUACCUGAUAUGGAGCCUGAAGAGCUUGGUCCAAUCAAUGCCCCAGGUAGUGGUGAACACUACAGUUGGGCUGAGUUGGCACCAAAAGAGAUGGAGUCAGCGCGGGAAGAGGAAAAGAGGAGGAUAAGGAAGGAGAAGCGGACCGGGAAAUGGGGCGCUAAUCCCGAAACCCGGUGUCGUUUCUGUGCCAAAAUUUUCGCUCGUAAGGAUGUCGCCGACACCCACGAGAAAAAUGCUUGUAAAGCACCUGGUGCUCACAAGCAUGUUUGUGACCCAGGUGUUUGUCCAGAUCCAUGUAUUGGAUCUAGAGAUUGGGUCAGAUCCGUUGGCAAAAAACGCGGGCGAAAAGCCCGUAAAUAAAUUUUGCUAAUUAUUGUAAAAAAUUUACUUUAUUUAUAUUUGAUAUAUUUGAAAUUUUCGAAAUAUUUAGUCAUUAAAUUGACUCGAAAAAAGCUCUCUCGCUAAAGAAUCGUGAACUAAGUCUUU
This is a messenger RNA of Panonychus citri (citrus red mite), 1229 nucleotides long. Its product is annotated as proline-, glutamic acid- and leucine-rich protein 1-like. The record is from RefSeq and is a predicted model, not a curated record. Bases 93 to 1103 code for a protein of 336 amino acids. The transcript has 7 exons. Lineage: Eukaryota; Metazoa; Arthropoda; Arachnida; Trombidiformes; Tetranychidae.